UUUUGUAGAAAAUAUUUGAACAUGUUAGCUUAAUGGCAGAAACAAGUUUUUCUGUCUUGCAUUAAUAUAGCUGCUAAAAUGGAGGAGAUGUGUACUAUUUGUGGAGAAGAGAGACAGAGUAAACAUGACUACAUUCAGUUUGUCAAGAACUUGAGAUUUAACUACAUUCUUCAAGACUAUCCAAGUUUGCAUGAAACUUGGAAAAUUCUGCAAGGAAUAGUUUACUACCGAGAAUACAGAGGAAUUGGAGGCAAAUCAAGGUCUAUGGAUGAGGACCCCAUGCCGUGUAGUUUUUGCCUUUUAAAACUUGUAAAUCUUUCAAAGGCAGUCUUUGAGCUGACUAGUGCUCUGGAGAAUUCUAUAGUUCCUCCUGAUUCUACGGUUAAUGGAGUUGGAGUAAUCACCGCUGUUAAGAAAUCAGUUAGUCCAGUCAAGAAAGCAGUUAGUCCAGUCAAGAAAGCAGUUAGUCCAGUUAAGAAAGCUUUAACCCCAUUCAAGCAAAAUAGCACUCCAGUUAAGGAAGUAACUAACUCAGUCAAGAAAAGUAGUAUUACAAACAAGAAGGUCGAUCAACCUAGAGUUUUAAACGAGGAUGUUCCACCUUCUAACCUCAACACGUCCCGGAGGAAGAGCUCUAGAACCAGGGCAUCCCUAGAUCCUUCAGCCUCGGCAAGGGUUCCCCAAGAACCCUCUAAAUCUGUCAAGGAGACCCAAUCUGCUGCUAGGCGGCUGAAUGGAACUCCUCCAUACUUUAAAAGAGAAAGGCGGGGUAGUCUUCCGAAUCCUACUGCUGUUACUCAGAGGCUGAUGGAAGAGCAAGAGGAUGACCCCGAGGAUGUCACGGGAGACGAGGAUAUUCGCGAGGAUGCCUCUGGAUACGAGGCUACGCCUAGCUUCUCUGCUAGUGAAGGAAGACCGAAACGAUCCGGAGGAAGAAGUUUGACAGAGAGAAAUCCGGACUUUGUCGAUAUUCCACAAGCUCUUCAGAAUAGUUCUUCUAAACAAAGGGGUUCUCUCAACUUCGCCUCCCCUCUUCUAACUCCUCCGCCAUAUAAAUCAACAAUUCUACUGAUUUCUGACACCAGGCGUGCUCUGAAUAAAUUAAAUUCCGCUGUCGGAACCAGCGCUGGCGGAACUACCGCUGUCGGAGCUACAGCUGGCGGAACUACAGCUUCUAUUAAACGAAAGAGUUCAGUUGAAGACAACAGUUCUCUGGAGCUAUCAAGCAAACGAAACAGAACCCUGAGCGCGAAAGUUCUGGAAUCUCUAGAGUCUAACGCUUCUAAAAACUGGUGGACCAGAAUGUCAGACUUGAAAGUAGUUCCAAAUUCUCAGAAGCAGGGAAAUAAAGUUGGAACCCUAGCCAAAAAAGAGGAACAGGGUUAUAAAGAUGGAACCCCUUCGAAAAAAGAUGAUUUAAUCAUUAUUUCUCAAGCAAAGUCAGCUGUUUCCCUGACUGCGGAAGUAGGAAAGAUGUUUAAACCAACAGCUGUUGUGGCAGCCCGGACAGCUGAAGGUCAGCAGCAGGACUGGCAACUUGACAGCUUCCGGUCGGAUCAGCUGAUGCAGCUGGAUAAAGCGUUGGCGAAGGCAGGCUGGAAAGUCGGAAGCGGGAAGAACAUGGAAAAGGAGGUGUUUAAAAAUGCUAAGUCGAAAACAGAUUAUAUAGCCGGCAUCAAGCGUUUAGUGUCACAUUUUGGAGUUGAUCCUAGUAUAGAAAGUGAAGGAAAGGAGGAAAUCAUAAUCCUGGAAAAAUCCGAAAAUAACGUUUUAUCACACGGAAAGGUCGUGAAAAGUGUGUCAACAUGUCCCCCUGUCAGGUUACCAGAGAAACAAAGGAAGAUGAUCAGAAAACCGAAGAAAAUUCUGAAGAAAAAGAGUGCACUCAACAAACCAUCAAGUUUUGGAGUUACCAAGAGGAUUGGGAAUUCUCGGAUUUGGGGGAAGGAUCGAAAGAAUUGUCCAGUGUGUGGAAUACUCCAGGGUUGUAAUGAUUUGCUGUACCACCUGCGUACAGUACACGGAGAUAAAGCAUGUUCUGAGUGUACUGCUUCAUGUUAUACACAGGACAAUCUGGUGAAACAUAUACAGGAAGCUCACAAGAUAACAUUGGAAGGAACUAAUGGAGCUGUUGAGCAAGGAUUUGAUAACAUGGACUCCAGUUCAUUAGGAGCAGGAGAAGGGGAUAGUGUUCAGCUGAAGAGUAAGAAGAAAGUUCUGCUCAAACAGCAGUUUAUUGUGAAAAAGUCUAAAAGUGGGAAGAAAGGAAAAAAGUAUCUAGAUUCAUCUUCAGAUUUCGAGUCUGUUAUAAAGGGAAAAGAAAUAAUUCCUGGUGGAUCAGUUUCUGAACAGAACAAGCUGACCGCUCCUAGUCUUAGCACUUCAAGUCAAUCAGUCAAGGUCGCUGAGAUUGAUUCUACAUCCAACAGUCGACCACAGAGGACUACUCGUUCCAUAGAGGAAAGAAACCCUGAUUUUGUUGUGGAAACAUUUUCUAGAAAAUCGGCCGAAAUCGACGAUUCUUUAGAAACCGGUGAGCCUAUCCUUAAGAUGGCAAAAUCAAAAUCGAAGAAAGUUUCCAUUCCGAGUUCUCAAGACUUAAGUUUCGAAGAAAACGAUUUGAGGAUUGACGAAAAAUCUCCUUUCGUCGACGAAUCUAACUUCUCUCCCUUCGUUGACGAAUCUCUGAAGGAGCCGGAGGUGGAGAAUGUUGCGAAGAGUUGGUUUGAUAUUAACCAAGGAUGAUCAAUUUUGCGGAGUGACCUGAAUCGUCGCUUAGACGAAUUUUAAGUUGUCCAUUCAUAAACAUUCACUAAUUAUAUUUUAUGCAUUUUUUCUCCAAUUAAUAUCAAAUUCAUUGGUCACAAAAUAAAACCUGAAAAAGGUUGAUUUUAGUUUUGUUGAUUCAUUGUUUGAAAUAUUAAGAAAACCGUCAGAAAACUUGAUAGUAAAAGUUUUUUUUUGGUCAAUGUUUUAUUAGUCCUUGUUUACAUAUAAUAUAUAUACAUAAAUUAUAUUUCCUUUACUCAGUAUUAUUCUUUUUUUUGCAUUUCAGA
Messenger RNA from Eurytemora carolleeae, 3056 nucleotides. RefSeq lists its product as uncharacterized. Bases 79 to 2745 code for a protein of 888 amino acids. NCBI's taxonomy places the organism in Eukaryota, Metazoa, Arthropoda, Copepoda, Calanoida, Temoridae. The transcript is spliced from 22 exons. Gene Ontology annotation, biological process: regulation of DNA-templated transcription. The record is from RefSeq and is a predicted model, not a curated record. Gene Ontology annotation, molecular function: transcription coregulator activity.